Vittaforma corneae ATCC 50505 is the source of this 267-nucleotide messenger RNA. Its product is annotated as mannose-1-phosphate guanyltransferase beta-A. Gene Ontology annotation, biological process: cell wall mannoprotein biosynthetic process; GDP-mannose biosynthetic process. Bases 1 to 267 code for a protein of 88 amino acids. The record is from RefSeq and is a predicted model, not a curated record. Lineage: Eukaryota; Fungi; Microsporidia; Nosematidae. Gene Ontology annotation, molecular function: mannose-1-phosphate guanylyltransferase (GTP) activity. Gene Ontology annotation, cellular component: cytoplasm. The transcript has a single exon.
AUGAUGGUACCCAAGGAAAGUAGACAUGGUGAUCAGCCUAAUCGCUUUGGAAAAGUUGAAAAACCAGAAGUUACAAAGGCUGUAAUAUUGGUAGGCGGAUGGGGAACAAGGUUAAGACCCUUGACAUAUACAGUGCCUAAGCCGUUGAUAAGUUUCUGUAACAAACCUAUCCUUAAGUAUCAGAUUGAAAAAGCUGGUCAAAGCUGGUAUAAAGGAGAUUAUAUUAGCAUUAAAUUAUUACAGCGAGAAGAUUAUGGAGGAGGUUGA